UAGAACAGACAUACUGACGGACCAGUGCAGUCGGACCGAGUCGUGACUGUAGGUUCCGGGCUCCGGUUGGCGCACGCUGUCGUCCGAUAAAAGAGCCGAGACAGUUGCAGAGAGCGCAGCUGUGUCAGGGGCGUGUUCGCCAUCUUGUCUCUAUGGUGGCGCCUAAACUGCCCAGCUGUAGCCACUAAAAUGGCCGUGAACACGAAAAGCUAUCCGUGUUCUUCAUGCGUCUCAGGUCGGGACUUUCUGAACACCGUGCCGGUAAAGUGGGGAGACUAGAGGGUCGGGGCGAGCUGCGUUGUUGUCGAACCAGAGGACGCGCCGAGUCUGGGAGACCUCGGCUGCCGCCGCAGCCUUUGUUGUCUUCCCCUCCCCCCUGUUUGUGUGCAGGCGAGGCCGUGCGCAUGCGUGUAACCAUGGCGCUCUUCAAUGUUUUUGGUCUGAAAACGACCCAGAAAUCAUGAUUAGAUCGCAUUCUGGUGCACGGUCUCUAGUGAUGUCGAUCAUCCAUUAGUUAUCACGCCAAAUCACGAGUCUGCCGACCACUAGCAGUGGUCUGUCCCGGCACUAAUCGGUGUUGUGACGGUCCCAAUUCCCGACCGUAGAGUUGAGCCACUGUCGAACAGCUGAGAGCGCAGCGAAGCGUAUCUCGCAGGGAGACGUAUGCACGCGCUUCUAAACAUGACCCGGACUCAUGUAAACAGAUGGAGCUUCGAUCACAUGUGCCACUCUUCUUCCUGUGAAGGCGGUUCAAUGACCUUCUGACCUGCAGUUAAGAUGUCCAGUGAUGACCAGGGUUCAUUAAAGGGGGAUGCGUCCACAAUGCUCUCUUCUCCCACCUCCUCACAAGGACCACCCCAUGCUCUGCCUUCCAAGCCACCUGAUCUGCCAGACGAGCUGGUGCAGGCGGGCUGGUCCAAGUGUUGGUCUCGGAGGGAGAACCGUCCAUAUUACUUCAACAAGUUCACCAAUCAGAGUCUGUGGGAGGUGCCAGUGUUGGGUCAGCAUGACGUCAUUUCGGACCCUCUGGGACUGAACGCGGCCACCUCUGAUGGCAGCGAUGGUAACAGUGGUCUGAGAAAGAGGAGGAUUUCAGAGGAUCAAGAGUCCAACACCGUCAAACGGGCGAAGGUGGAACCCACCACACCCAUCUCUCCAAACACCCCGGGUGUCAAACCCUGGAGUUCUGCCCAGGAUGAGAAACAAGUCGCACAAGCUAAUGCCGUCAACCAGGCUGCCACCCCGGCCCCAUACAAACCAUCAGUGAUCUACUGGGACCUGGACAUCCAGACCAAUGCUGUCAUCAGAGAACACCCUCCAGCCACCCACCUGCCCCCCCACCCUGAGAUAGAGUUGCAGCGUGCCCAACUUGUCACCAAACUGAGACAGCACUACCAGGAGCUGUGCCACCAGAGGGAAGGUAUCGACCCGCCGCGGGAGUCCUUCAACCGCUGGCUGCUGGAGAGGAAAGUCAUCGACAAAGGCCUGGACCCCUUGUUGCCGAGCGACUGUGAGCCAAUCAUCUCCCCAUCCAUGUUUAGAGAAGUCAUGAAUGACAUCCCUAUCAGGUUGUCACGAAUCAAAUAUAAAGAAGAAGCACGGAAGCUGCUGUUCAAGUAUGCAGAAGCUGCCAAGAAGAUGAUCGACUCCAGAAAUGCAAGUCCGGAGAGCAGGAAGGUGGUGAAGUGGAACGCUGAAGACACGAUGAAUUGGCUACGGCGAGACCACUCUGCCAGCAAAGAGGACUACAUGGACCGGCUGGAGCACCUUAGACAGCAGUGUGGUCCUCAUGUAGCUGCUGUAGCCAAAGACUCUGUGGAGGGGAUCUGCUCAAAGAUCUACCAGCUGUCUGCAGAGUACAGCCGGCGUCUGAGACAAGCUCACCUGAGCCUACUGCCAGACGCCACCACAGACUCCGGGGGCUCACCCUCACAGACGAGACUAGUUUACUGCUACCCAGUGCGUCUAGCUCAGGCAUCGCCUCCCCUGCCGCGGGUUGAGCUUCACUUCGAGAACGACGUGGCAUGUCUGCGAUUCAAAGGGGAAAUGGUGAAGGUCAACCGGGGUCACUUCAGUAAGCUGGAGCUGCUCUACAGGUACAGCUGCAUCGAUGACUCGCGCUUUGAGAAGUUCCUCACAAGGAUCUGGUGUCUCCUGAAACGCUACCAGGUGAUGUUUGGCAGUGGCGCUAACGAAGGCCUGGGCCUGCAGGGGGCACUACCCGUGCCUGUUUUUGAGGCCCUUAACCGACAGUUUGGCGUUUCCUUCGAGUGUUUCGCUUCGCCGCUGAACUGCUACUUUAAACAGUUUUGCUCCGCCUUCCCUGACACAGACGGCUUCUUCGGGUCCAGAGGAACCUUCCUGUCCUUCAGCCCUGUCAGCGGAAGCUUCGAGGCCAAUCCACCUUUUUGCGAAGAGCUGAUGCUGGCCAUGGUGACACACUUUGAGGACCUGCUGGACCGGUCCACCGAGCCGCUGUCCUUCAUUGUUUUUGUCCCCGAGUGGCGUGACCCGGUCACACCAGCACUAACCCGCAUGGAAGAGAGCCGCUUCCUUCGUCACCAACUGAAAGUCCCGGCGUACGAGCACGAGUACCGAUCAGGAAGCCAACAUAUCUGCAAAAGGGAGGAAAUGUCGUACCGGGCUGUCCACGGAACCGCAGUUCUCUUCCUUCAGAACGACGCCGGCUUCGCCAAAUGGACUCCAUCACCAGAGCGUGUGUCAGAGCUGUUGGCAGCAUACCGCCUCCCCUCACCCCGGCCCUCCUCUAUGACCUCCCCCGGCUCCGCCCCCUCAGCAGACUCGGCCCCCCGGGCCCCUGACAGAACGCCGAGUGGUGUGAUGUCAACAGGUAACCAUGAUAACAACAACAACAACAGCAGCAGUCUGCAGGAGAAGAUGGCUGUUGUGUAGUGGGACAAGACCAGACAACGUCACGUCGGAAGUGGGAGACAUUGGGACUCCUCACUACUGCCAGCAGGGCGCACAGCCUCCUUCUUUCUUACUCCGAUCUGCACUGAUAAUGGUCAGCGUGGUGGCGUCGGCAGAGACUAUAGAGGAGAGGCCGGCAUGUCCAUGACAUCGCUGCGAUGUCAUCACAGACCUCAGACGUGUCCUUGCACGCGACCAUGUGAUUGGUUCAAAGGCAGCUAUUGUAGUGAACUCUGGCCAAUCAGAGCACAGCCACUGCAGUGCUGCUGGCGGUCUGAUUGGCCAGUGGUUGGGUUCUUUUUAUAUUUAGAUGGAAAAAAAAUCAGAAUUGACAGAAAUGUUCCUGCUUUACAGAAUAUUGUCGUCGUGUUGUCAUGGCAACCAGCUGGACUUCAGCAUGAGUCUCGAGUUGCGCUUCUGGCAGUCAGCCUGAGGAUUCGCGCGACCCUCGUCACUGUAGCUGCGUUAGCUCUGUGCAUAACCAUGUUAGCUUUGAGCUGAAGUUUGACAGCUGUGUGCCGAGCCGAACUUGGACUCCCUGUGAACCGCUGGGUUUUAAUGUAAAAAGAAAACAAACAAAAGGUAAAACGAUCAGCUGAAGGUUGGUUUCCUAUGUAAAUAAACAAAUUGUGUAAAUCAAUAAAUAUAUUCAACAUGUCACUAAAUUAUUAUUUUGUUACUCUCCACAUUAAAGAUGAGAUUCUGGCCUAAUUAUCUUUUCUGGACAUGUCGUUUAAUUUGGAACACACAACAAAGUGGCGUCCUUGAUGGCAGAACACAGA
Synchiropus splendidus (mandarinfish) is the source of this 3713-nucleotide messenger RNA. RefSeq names its product phosphorylated CTD interacting factor 1 (gene pcif1). Gene Ontology annotation, cellular component: nucleus. The coding region runs from base 778 to 2913 and encodes 711 amino acids. The record is from RefSeq and is a predicted model, not a curated record. The transcript is spliced from 16 exons. Lineage: Eukaryota; Metazoa; Chordata; Actinopteri; Syngnathiformes; Callionymidae. Gene Ontology annotation, molecular function: RNA polymerase II C-terminal domain binding; mRNA (2'-O-methyladenosine-N6-)-methyltransferase activity.